AUGAAACUCAUUCAGGUAUAUGCACCAACAUCAAACAGACCAGAUGAAGAAGUAGAACAACUGUAUGAAGAAGUACAAUGUCAGUUGACAACAGACUGCCACUACCACAUAGUCAUGGGUGAUUUCAACGCCAAGAUCGGGAUAAAGUCAGACGAACAAGAGCGUACCACAGGGAAAUUUGGCAGCAGAGAGAGGAAUGAAAGAGGAGACUUACUUAUUGAAUGGGCGACAGCAAAUAACUUGAAGAUCAUGAAUACCAUCUACAAGAAGAAGAUAUCAAGAAGAUGGACAUGGCAAAGCCCAGAUGGAUGUACAAGAAACGAAAUUGAUUACAUCAUGACAAACAGACCGAACAUCUUCACGGAUGUGAAAGUGCUAAACAGACUGGAUGCGGGCAGUGACCACAGAGCAGUUAUGGGAGUGAUUAGGAUCAAUGUCAGGAAGGACAGACAGAAAUGCCUGUCAAAUCCAUCAAAGAGACCUAGUAUCGAGCAACUGGUCAUAAAGAAAGACGAGUUCCAAAUCCUCCUAACGAACAGAUUCAGUGCACUAGAGCUAGAAGGUGAAGAUGGAGUAGAUGAAAUGAACGAUAGAAUAACAACCACCAUCCCAGAAUGUGCAUCAGAAGUCCCACCGGCCAGUAAAAUGAAGGACUCAAAGCUCUCAACAGAAAUGAGGAUUCUCAUGAAGAAAAGAUGGAUGAUGAAGAAAAUGGAGGUAAACAACAACAGGGACAUCAGAAACAACAUUGGAUAUGCAGAACUGGAUAAGACCAUCAAGAAGAAGGCAAGGGAAGACAUCAGGAAGCAGAACAUGAAGAAGAUAGCAGAGACCAUCAAAAAUGGAAAGAGCAUGAAAAGAGCAAAGAUAUCCUUUCAACUAGGGCAGGAUAGAAUGCUGACUCUUCUAGACAAAGAUGAAAAUGAGCUCACCACACAAGACCAGAUAUUAGAACGAGUAGAAGAAUUCUAUGGAGAGUUGUAUGACAGCAACAAGGGAAUAGAAAUCUCAACAAAAGCAUGCAAUCUACCAGACAUAACAGCUUGGGAAGUAGAGUCAGCAGUCCAGAAAAUGAAGAACGGGAAGGCAGCAGGAAAUUAA
Molecule: messenger RNA, 1101 nt
Organism: Lingula anatina
Lineage: Eukaryota; Metazoa; Brachiopoda; Lingulata; Lingulida; Lingulidae
Product: protein CFDP2-like
Molecular function (GO): catalytic activity
Source: RefSeq, a predicted model, not a curated record